Molecule: messenger RNA, 2953 nt
Organism: Pungitius pungitius (ninespine stickleback)
Lineage: Eukaryota; Metazoa; Chordata; Actinopteri; Perciformes; Gasterosteidae
Exons: 14
Coding region: 1411-2616 (401 amino acids)
Cellular component (GO): meiotic nuclear membrane microtubule tethering complex; nuclear envelope
Molecular function (GO): protein-membrane adaptor activity
Source: RefSeq, a predicted model, not a curated record
AUAUAUACAGUGUUGGGAAAGUUCACUUUCUACAUGAACUAGUUCAAAGUUCAGUUCACAAAUUUUAAAAUGAACUAGUUCAGUUCAUAGUUCAAACUUCAAAAUAUAUUGAACUAAGUUCACAGUUCCAACUAGUUCAGUUUUUCCAAAUGUUUCUGGGAGCUAUUAUUUUUCUAAAUUAUUGCCACAGCCCAGAACCACAGACAGCAAUUAUUUUAUCAGUUUUAACACUGAAGCUAUGCAUCAGAUUUCAUCUUCAUAUCCAAUUUUGAAUCCUUAUCCAACCAGGGUUUACAUUAGCAUUGAGGGGACAGCAUUUCUCUAUUGUUGCUUUAAUGUUGCUGUCCAUUCAUUCCACACUAGCAGCAGCGUUCACCCCUACAGUACAUUCUCAAACACAUGCUGCUUGAAUGGUCUUUUUUAAAUAAGGAAUAAAAAUACGACAGUUAUCAUUAAGGUGCAAAUGUUUGCAAAGAAAGGUCAGAUUCCUCCCAUCCUCACCGACCUUGUCAGUAACUUCAUAAAACUCAUUUGAAUCAGAUCACAGAUGGAUUUGUGAACAGUAACAAAAAAUCUGGAUUGGAUGAAACUGCAUUUGAUAACAACAGGUGCUACGAAUGAAGACCUGCAUGAGUCAUUAGAUGCAUCAUUACAGACUCAUGGCCUGGAAUAAUAAAGUGGCUUUAGACAUGAUGGCGGCUGGAAGCGGUAGCUUCUGCAAAAUGUUUGGGUCUGUUUGUUGUGCGAUCAUCUCCAACAACACAGCUCCUGAUGACUCGGUGUCCCACGGACUAUACCGAACGAGAUCAACUCACUGUGAGUAACGCGUGGUUUGUACCGUGAGUAAAGCACGAGGUAAACACGAUGCUUGGAUCCCGGUGUGUCUCUGAAGGGUUGCCGUGUCUGGAUCUGAUCGUUAACCAAGACUUUGUUUUGUAUGUGCUUUCUUGGAAACAGGAGCGUGGUGAAUGGAUCUAUUUCUGAAAUUACAGAAGGGAUGUUUUCACUCAUGCCUUCUCUGCAGCUGCUGUAACUGCUAUUUUGGCAGACUUCUAAAUGCAAAUUCUUUGACAACAAUCAAAGAUGAUGCGUUCGCUGGCCUUCCACAUCUAGAAUAUUUAUUCAUUGAAGGGAACAAGAUUGAAUUGAUCAGCAAAAAUGCCUUUCGCGGACUGCGAGAUCUGACUCAUCUAUCACUUGCCAAUAACAAGAUGAGGUUUCUGCCAAGAAAUCUGUUUUUUGACUUGGAUUCUUUGCUGGAACUAUUCUCUGGUGGAAUCCUCGGCGCCUAUAAACCAAACGCCCACAAGAAUCGAUCAUUUGAGCUCAGUCAACCGAUCGCAGCGGCCACAUUGACCCGAGCUCCCCGAUUUCCAACCAUUCUCCUUUCAACACAAAGAAGAAACAAAAAUGGAAAUACUAAAAGACGCCAUCCUCAGAAGAACCCUUUGCACCGAGGAGGCACCACAAGCUGCUCCCGGCUUGCUGCAAAGGAUCUUCAGGUAUCUCAACCCCUGGGGUCAACCUCCCACGGUGACCCAGGAACAUCUGCAGAAGUCACCACUGCAGGAUGACUCAACCCACCCGGACACAAACCCAGAGACCAAGGAGGCACCACAAGCUGCUCCCGGCUUGCUGCAAAGGUUCUUCAGGUAUCUCAACCCCUGGGGUCAACCUCCCACAGUGACCCAGGAACAUCUGCAGGAGGCACCACAAGCUGCUCCCGGCUUGCUGCAAAGGAUCUUCAGGUAUCUCAACCCCUGGGGUCAACCUCGCCCGGUGCAGAAAGACUCAAUCUUCAGAAGGAUCUUCAGGUACCUCAACCCUUGGGGUCAAAAAAACCCAAACCAGGGAGUCAAGGGUGAACAAAACAAGACCAAAAAGACAAAAAAAAGGUUCAAAAUCAACCUGAUGAUGAUGGGACUCAAAUGGGGCUGGAGAACAAAGAUCAUGUAUUUCCUCCUCCUGUUUCUGUUUGCUGGUGGAGUGACACAGCACGCACACCUCAGCAACCAGCUACAAGACGCCCGGCUGAAAAUAACCACCCUCACGCAGCUGAUGAGCCGAUUGAGUCCCGUCGCAGACACAAUGGCCAACUUCGCCCAGGAGUCGCAGGGAGCCAGAGUCCUCCACCCCCUGUCCUCAGACACGUUCCGGACCUCAAUACAAGACAAAAUAAUGGACCAGCUGCUCUCCUGGGUCACAACCUCCACCGACCACCAAAGAAUCAUCCAGGACCACUCAAGGUCGCCCCCCGGAGCGUGCUGGUGCUUCGCCGGGGCCAAGGGACACGCCGUCGUCUCCUUGUCGCAUCCCAUCGAGGUCACGCACGUCACGAUCGGCCACAUCACAAAAAGGCAGUCACUCACCGGGGUAAUCAACAGUGCGCCGAGGGAGUUCUCCGUCUACGGAUUGGUGCACGACAACGACGAAGGCAUCCACCUGGGGAGCUUUGCGUACAGCAAGAACGGCCUGAGCUCCCAGACCUUUGAGCUGCCUGUCCCAGUCAAAGAUGUCUUCAGCCACGUCAAGCUGGAGAUAAAGACAAACUGGGGGGAUGAAGACCAAACGUGCCUCUACAACUUCAGGGUACACGGGUAUCCGGUGUCUGGUUAGGGUGUAGAAUGUCGACCAACCCUGAACCGUCCAAGAACAAAUGUCAUCAAAUGGAAUACAUAAAUAUGUGAACAUGGGUAUGCAUAAAUAGAUGUAUUAGAUGACAUGUUCACGGAUGUGUUCGGGUUGGUUUGCCUUCCCACGUGGGUUUUCCCCGGGUCCUCCGGUUUCCCCCCACACACCAAACACUGUUUGGUUUACAGAAUUAGGUCUUUUGGGGUUUUCUCCGGGUUCUCCGGUUCGCCCACAAACACACCAAACAUUGUUUGGUUUACAAUUGGCAGAAGAGAAUUAGGUCUUUUGGGGUUUUCUCCGGGUUCUCCGGUUCGCCCACAUA